AUGGUGGUAGCAGAAGAUAUUAAUUUACUCAUUGUGGUGGAGCCAUUUAAGGCACACAAUAACAAUCAACUACCUAUGAGGGUAGAACACAAUAAACUACCCAUGGUGGUAGAAAACACUGAGCUACCCAUUGUGGUAGAAAACACUAAGCUACCCAUGGUGGUAGAAAAAUAUGAACUACCCAUUGUGGUAGAAAACACUGACCUAUCCAUGGUGGUAGAAAACACUGAUCUACCCGUGGUGGUAGAAAACACUGAUCUACCCGUGGUGGUAGAAUCUAUGGAUAAAAACCUUAUUUGGUUUAUAAAUUAUGAACAGGAGCUUCAGGGUCUUGUAAUAACUGACAAUGUUGAGUCUCACUACUAUACUAUUCAUUCAGCACUUUUGAAUACAUUCAUGGGUCAUAGUUCUGCUAUUUUCAUAUUAGAAGGCUAUAUGAUGGCAAUAAUAAAACAAUCAAACUUUUUCUAUAUAUUUGAUUCUCAUGCCAGAGACAGAAAUGGCAUGCCCGAUCCUAAUGGCACUGCAGUUGUCAUAAAGUUUGCUAAUAUUCUAGAUUUGGAACAAUUUUUGUAUUCUCUUUCGACAAAACUACAUGUCAAUUUAUUUGAAAUAGUACCUGUGUAUGUAACAAAAACUAAUGUAAGCCCAAGCAAUGCUGAUGAUUGUAGAAAAAGAAAUCAGGCUCAAAAAAGUGAAUGCUCCAGAGAUAAAAAGUAUCCUAGAAAAUUUUCAUCUGAAAAUUCCAAGAUACCUUCAUCUGUCCCAGAUGAACUGAGAGACUUGACUCAAGUUGAGGAAAUGUUAAUUGCUCGUGCUUUGCCAAUCAUGAGAGUGUAUAUCAAACCUGGUGGUCAACGUGGGUAUUCAGGGCAUUGUAUUAACUUGCCUCAAAAUGUCACAGAACUUGCAAAAUCUUUGCCAAGAUAUCCUAAGGAUUUGGCAGUAAUUAUUGUCAAAGUUAAAGGAAAGGACAACACAUUUAAAGAUGUCAGAGUAAGAAAACAAAAAGUCUACAAUGCUUUAGUUUGGCUAAAGAAUAAUAAUCUACAUUAUUCUGAAAUAUUAAUUAAUGAUCAUGCAUUGCUUUCAUUGCCUGAAAAUGGUGUACCACCAGAGCUUAUGACUGUUGAGACUAAUGAUGAUAUUGUCUCAGAUGAGGAAUGUUCUCCAGAUAUGGGUCCCCCAACUGAUAAUCCUUUUGAGGAUAUUGUUUACAAUGAGUCCACAGAGAUGAGUAGUUUUUUACCUGUUGGUGAACAACAGCAACAGGAAAUUGAAGCUGUUAGAAAUAAGCUCUGUGAAAAUGAGCCAAUGUCCUGGCCUACAGUUGAAAAUGAACCAAUAAAUGAGUAUCAGGUGUCUCAUUUAGCUACAAUGGCUUUCCCAACAUUAUUUCCCGAUGGAAAAGGUGAUUGUACAAAUCAAGAACUUUUGAGAGAUGUUUCUUUUCAGGAACGAGUAAAGCACCUUCUAAAGUUUGCUGAAAUUAUUGAUGGUAAAUGGGUAUACCGUUUUGCAAACCAUCCCAGAUUUUCAUAUUGGGUUUUCAAUAUGAUUCAAAGAAAACGAAUAUUGCAACAAAGUGGAAUAUUUCUAAAACAAAAUCCAGGUGAAGCACAUCUCACCAUAGACGAACUGCGCGAAAUGGCUGCGAGUAACAGUGCUAAUGUUUUCAUGUCUAAAGUUUCUAGAUAUGUUGGAAAUAUUGUGGGUACAAAUGCUUACUGGAACAGAGUUCGAGAGGAACUUAAAGCCAUAAUUACAAAUACUGCUUUGAAAGGUUUCUUAGCAGAAAAAUUUAAAGAUGAAAAUGAUUGCUUUGACACAACAGAACUAGACCAGGAUAUUGAAGCUGGUCAGAAAGCUGCUGAGACAGUAUGUCAGUAUGUUGAUUGGUUGUUAUCAACUGUUAAUCCAAAUCCACCAGAUGCAGACAUGUGGAUAAGACCUGAGGUUCAUCCAUGUCAACGACCUCAUAAAGACAUCCCUGAACAUGAAAAACAGUCAGAUUAUGUUAAUCAUCAACAACUUCAACUCCAAGGAUGGAGAGCCAAUUGCGAUAUUCAAGUUGUCAUUGAUCACUAUGCUUGUGUUGAGUAUCUGACAAAAUAUGCUGCUAAGGGUGAACCAAGAUCGCCCUUAUUAAACCAAGCAUUCAAUUCUGUUGUUCAAAAUGUAGAUAUUAAUAGCGAGGCUCGUCGAGCUAUUAAAAAAAUAGUUAUGAAGACUCUCGGUGAAAGGGAUUAUGCAGCGCAAGAGACAAUGCAUCAUUUAUUGUCAUUAAAACUUCAUAGCUCUUCAUUUAAUGUGAUUCCAAUAAGUUUAAAUGGUUCACGUAAAGUGCGUGAAAAUGUUGAAGAAGGUAUAAACCUUGGAGAAGAUCUCAGAAUAACACAUGGGGUGAUCAAGAGGACCUUACUGACGAGACUUUUAUCAACGCUUGGCAAAGAAUUCUUGCAAACACCAUAUGGACAACAGAAUGUCCCUGAUUGGUUUGACAAGUUACAAGCUGUUAUUCAAAGUGAAGAAUCAGAAGCUGAAUCUUUUGAACAACCAGAAACAACUCGAGAGGAGUGGAUGAUUAUAUCAGAUCUUCAUACACCGUUUGACACAACACAAGAAACGCCAGAGUCAGGAUAUGACUGGCACAUUGACAGAGGUAAUUACUCUGAACAAAAAAUCCAUGAAAUGCCUUCAUGGUUAAAAACAAACAAGGAAGAAUUUACUAUGGAUGAGCAAUAUGAUGAUGUUGAUAUUGACACUUUUAGUGAAAUGCAAAAACUUGCUUACGACAUUGUCAAAUCUCAUUUUAAUGAUUCAUCAGAUAAAGAGUCAUUGUGUUUGAUUAUAAAUGGCGUAGCAGGAACUGGUAAGAGUUAUCUUAUCAAUGGAAUUCGAAAUUUGUUAAAAAACAAGUGCGCUAUUACUGCUGCAACUGGGAAAGCAGCGUAUAAUAUACGAGGAAUAACUGUUCACGAGGAGAAUUUGACUGAUAUUGAUUACAUCAUCAUUGAUGAGUAUUCUAUGCUUGGCCAAGUUACUUUUGGUUGGAUAGACAAACGUUGCAAACAAGCAACUGGUUGUUACGACAAAGUAUUUGGAGGAGACUCGUUAAUUUUAACUGGCGAUCCAGGUCAGUUACCACCAGUGGCAGAUAAACCUCUUUAUCAUGCCAAACCAUCAAGCGCUGUUGGUGAACAAGGUUUUCAAGCAUAUCAAAUGUUUGACAAAGUUGUUAAACUCACGGUAAAUCAACGAGUACAAGGUAUGACAUCUGAACAAAUCCGUUUCAGGGAGUUAUUGUUUCGACUUCGCAAAGGCGAAUCAACAAUUGAUGAUUGGAAAUUACUUCUUACCCGUCAACCAUCGAAAGUCGCAAAUAUACAAGAAUUUGAAGAUGCUACUAGACUUUUUUAUAGCAAUGAACAAGUUGCCAACUACAAUCAUGAGCAACUGUUAAGACUUAUGCAUCCAAUUGCCCGUAUCAACGCUCGUCAUUCAUCAGAAAUGGCAAAAAAGAUUUCAUCUGAAGACAUGUCAGGAUUGGAACCAGUUAUUUUUCUGGCGAAAGGUGCCAGAGUCAUGCUAACUAUGAAUUUGUGGUCAUGUGUUGGGCUUUGUAAUGGAGCUACGGGAACAGUUGUUGAUCUUAUUUUCCAGAACAACCAUCAACCACCUGACUUGCCUAUUGCGGUCGUUAUUGAUUUUGAAAACUAUAGAGGUCCUGUUUUUAACCCGACCAAGUCAUGUUGUGUUGCAAUAUGUCCAAUCACAGUUUCGUCACAGUCUGAGAUCGGUUUUCAUGAGCGGCAACAGCUGCCUCUAAGACUGGCCUGGGCCUUAACAAUACACAAGAGCCAAGGACUAACUCUUCCAAAAGCUUGGAUAGAUAUCGGCAAAUCUGAAAGAACUGCUGGAGUCUCAUACGUUGCCAUAAGCAGAGUGAAGUCGCUUUCAUCCUGUGUCAUUGAACCCAUGACAUAUGAACGAUUAACAACCUUGAAAUCAUCAGCUAAUUUACGUUACAGGCUUGAAGAAGAAAACCGCCUAGAUCGUGCAGCACAGACUACUUAUAGCAACACAUUUUAG
Molecule: messenger RNA, 4092 nt
Organism: Dendronephthya gigantea
Lineage: Eukaryota; Metazoa; Cnidaria; Anthozoa; Malacalcyonacea; Nephtheidae
Exons: 6
Coding region: 1-4092 (1363 amino acids)
Biological process (GO): DNA repair; telomere maintenance
Molecular function (GO): DNA helicase activity
Source: RefSeq, a predicted model, not a curated record